This is a messenger RNA of Jaculus jaculus (lesser Egyptian jerboa), 2666 nucleotides long. RefSeq names its product RELA proto-oncogene, NF-kB subunit (gene Rela). Gene Ontology annotation, biological process: innate immune response; canonical NF-kappaB signal transduction; non-canonical NF-kappaB signal transduction. Bases 288 to 1946 code for a protein of 552 amino acids. Gene Ontology annotation, cellular component: cytoplasm. The record is from RefSeq and is a predicted model, not a curated record. Gene Ontology annotation, molecular function: RNA polymerase II cis-regulatory region sequence-specific DNA binding; DNA-binding transcription factor activity, RNA polymerase II-specific. The transcript has 11 exons. NCBI's taxonomy places the organism in Eukaryota, Metazoa, Chordata, Mammalia, Rodentia, Dipodidae.
GGAGCGGCCUCCAGCUAGGCUGCUCCGGCACACGCCGUCUCGUUCUCGUCCACGCGGCGCGCACGGCUCCGGGCUACCGCCGACGGCGGCGCGCACCUGCUCUCGGGCCCCCCACGCGCGGCGGCGGCGGCGGCGGCGGCGGGGACGCAGCGCGCAGGCGCAGCCGAAUUCCGGGCAGUGACGCGACGGCGGGCGCGCGCGGCGCAUUUCCGCCUCUGGCGAAUGGCUCUGCUGUAGCGCGCCGUGGGCUCAGCUGCGACCCCGGCCCCGCCCCCGGGACCCUGGCCAUGGACGACCUGUUCCCCCUCAUCUUCCCCUCUGAGCCAGCCCAGGCUUCUGGCCCCUACGUGGAGAUCAUUGAGCAGCCCAAGCAGCGGGGCAUGCGCUUCCGCUACAAGUGUGAGGGUCGCUCAGCAGGCAGUAUUCCAGGCGAGAGGAGCACAGAUACUACCAAGACGCACCCCACCAUCAAGAUCAAUGGCUACACAGGACCAGGAACAGUUCGCAUCUCCCUGGUCACCAAGGACCCACCUCACCGGCCACACCCCCAUGAGCUUGUAGGGAAGGACUGCAGGGAUGGCUUCUAUGAGGCUGACCUCUGCCCAGACCGCUGCAUCCACAGCUUCCAGAACCUGGGGAUCCAGUGUGUGAAGAAGCGGGACCUGGAACAAGCCAUCAGCCAGCGCAUCCAGACCAACAACAACCCCUUUCAAGUUCCCAUAGAAGAGCAGCGUGGGGACUAUGACCUGAAUGCAGUGCGGCUCUGCUUCCAGGUGACAAUACGUGACCCAUCAGGCAGGCCCCUCCGCCUGCCACCUGUCCUCUCUCAUCCUAUCUUUGAUAACCGUGCCCCCAAUACUGCUGAGCUCAAGAUCUGCAGAGUGAACCGAAACUCUGGGAGCUGCCUGGGUGGUGAUGAGAUUUUCCUGCUGUGUGACAAGGUGCAGAAAGAGGACAUCGAGGUGUAUUUCACGGGCCCGGGCUGGGAGGCCCGAGGUUCCUUUUCUCAAGCUGAUGUGCACCGGCAAGUUGCCAUUGUGUUCCGGACUCCUCCUUAUGCAGACCCCAGCCUGCAGGCUCCAGUGAGGGUCUCCAUGCAGCUGCGGAGGCCUUCUGAUCGGGAGCUCAGUGAGCCCAUGGAGUUCCAGUACCUACCAGACACAGAUGAUCGCCACCGGAUUGAGGAGAAACGCAAAAGGACAUAUGAGACCUUCAAGAGCAUCAUGAAGAAGAGUCCUUUCAAUGGACCUACUGACCCCCGGCCUCCACCCCGGCGCAUUGCUGUGCCUUCCCGAAGUUCAGCUUCUGUCCCCAAGCCAGCCCCCCAGUCCUAUGCCUUUGCACCAUCCCUCAGCACCAUCAACUUUGAUGAGUUUCCUCCCAUGGUGCUGCCUUCUGGGCAGAUCUCAAACCAACCCUCAGCCUUGGCACCAGCCCCUGCUCCAGUCCUCACCCAAACCUUGGUCUCUUCCCAAGCUAUGGUAUCAGCUCUGGCCCAGCCCCAAGCAUCUGUCUCAGUUCUAGCUCCCAGCCCUCCCCAGACCCAAGCCAUGCCUCCACCUGUCCCAAAGACUACCCAGGCUGGGGAAGGCAUACUGUCAGAGGCCCUGCUGCAACUGCAGUUUGAUGCUGAUGAAGACCUGGGGGCCUUGCUUGGCAACAGCACAGACCCAGGUGGGUUCACGGACCUGGCAUCUGUCGACAACUCGGAGUUUCAGCAGCUGCUGAACCAGGGUAUAUCCAUGUCCCACCCCACAGCUGAACCCAUGCUUAUGGAGUACCCUGAAGCUAUAACUCGCCUGGUAACAGGGUCCCAGAGGCCCCCUGACCCAGCCCCCACACCCCUGGGGACCUCGGGGCUCCCCAAUGGUCUCUCAGGAGAUGAAGAUUUCUCCUCCAUUGCGGACAUGGACUUCUCAGCUCUUCUGAGCCAGAUCAGCUCCUAAGGGGCUGGGCCUGGCCCUGCCCAAAGCACCAGCUUGCAGGGGAGUGAAGUACUCUCCAAAGCACUAUGGAUCCUGGGGAGUGUGCUCCAGCUUCUUUGGGCGAUGUCUUCUGGGUGGCACAUUUAUCCUGUUAUUGGCAGUAUCUCUCUCUCUUUCUGGAGGUGCUUAAGCAGAAGCAUUAACUUCUCUGGAAAUGGCACUGGGAGGACUCAGACCCUUCCCUUCUGUAGAUGGUCAGCUCCCUUCCCUGUAGGAAACUCUGGGGGGCCCUUCAUAUCCUCCAGUUUUCUGCACUUUCCAAGACAGAGGGGCAGUCUGGAGCUGUGGCCUUUAAGGCUAUAAGGCCUUACUAUCAAGUGUCUUCUCAUAUUGUGGAUUUAUCUACAUCUUCAUCCAUAAUAAUGCUCCUAUUAGCAGUCCCUAUGUAUUUGCUGCCUGACAAACCAGCACUUGAGGGCCUGCCUUCCUGCCCUGAAGAGCCAACUCUUACCAAUGCUGAGUUGUGGCUUGACAGGAACUGGUGGGACAAAACUGGCCCUCUUUAUGGUUCUGAGGGAGUUGGCUCUCCCUUUUCUCAAGUGCCUUACAAACAGGGCAAGUUAUUUGAGAGUGGAGGAGGGCACCCUGGAAGUUCUGCAGCCAAAAGGCAGUUUUUGCUGAGAAAUUAAAGCAGUUGGACUUUUGCUCUUUCUACUCUUAACUAAUAAAUGUGUUACCGCA